UUCCCGGAGCGCCGGCCGUCGCGCCCGCAUUUGCCUCACCGAGCAAGACCGAGUGAGGGAGAUCGCUCAGGUCAACAGUGUGGCCGGCAUGGACAUGGAGGCGAUUAUUGCGAGCGCCAAUCAUCUUCUUGAGAUGGCCGGGGGCACCCACCCACAUCUGGAUGCUCUAGGACGCCUCCGGCGGGUGCUGGACGUCACUGCGGCACAUUGCAUCUCUGACCCCACCUUCGGUGAUUCUUUCAAACAUAUGUUGGACGACUUUGUUGGCAAUUUCAGCAAUGACACCAGGAAGGUGGACAACCUCACCGCUCGCCUCCAGGCCACGCGCAGCCAUAAAGGCCACCAUAAAGGCCGCUGCCACGGUGUCUCCCCCACUGCCCAGCUCGCCGGCCUUCAUGGAAAUGAUCUAUUCCGUGCACUGAUGGCCCUGCACCUGCCUGUGACCGCGCCUGCGGAGCUGUGCCUUGAGGUCGCUCUCGCCGCGCAGAACCUCAUGGCGCAUGACCAGCUCGACCUUUUCAUCCACCUCUUUGAGGAGGCCAUCGUGCAGGGGCAGGGCGACACUAUGGCGAUCAACGAGUACAACCUCAUGGCCUUCAUGGACCACAGGAAAACCUUGGAUAAGUUCGUGCAAGAGCACAUUGACCUCGCCGACGCCGCUGCCACCUCACGUGCAACAACUGGCCGAGCGAAGUAAAAGCUCGAUUGCCAUAGUUAAGCUAGCUAGCUGAAAGUAAGACGAAGGAGCCAGGAGGGUCAUUGAUGGAUCCUUAGCAUUCUUCCUGGUGUAGUUUGCUGCAUCUCAUUAUCGUGCCAAGAACAAAAACAACUAGUUAUGUAUGUAUUAUGCUACUUGUCAGCGAUCCAGUGUGUCUUAAGUAGUACUAAUAGUUCUAUCAAACUGCACCCUAUAAGCUUCACAUCAUACAA
This is a messenger RNA of Triticum dicoccoides, 930 nucleotides long. RefSeq lists its product as uncharacterized. NCBI's taxonomy places the organism in Eukaryota, Viridiplantae, Streptophyta, Magnoliopsida, Poales, Poaceae. The transcript is spliced from 2 exons. Bases 89 to 697 code for a protein of 202 amino acids. The record is from RefSeq and is a predicted model, not a curated record.